This is a messenger RNA of Misgurnus anguillicaudatus (oriental weatherfish), 643 nucleotides long. NCBI's taxonomy places the organism in Eukaryota, Metazoa, Chordata, Actinopteri, Cypriniformes, Cobitidae. The record is from RefSeq and is a predicted model, not a curated record.
CUACGAAGAAGAGUUUGACUUCAGUCAUGGCAAGAACAAAGCAGACUGCUCGUAAAUCCACCGGAGGCAAAGCGCCCAGGAAGCAGCUCGCUACUAAAGCUGCCCGUAAGAGCGCCCCAGCUACCGGCGGUGUGAAGAAACCUCAUCGUUACAGGCCCGGUACCGUAGCGCUGAGAGAAAUCCGCCGCUACCAGAAAUCCACUGAGCUGUUGAUCCGUAAGCUGCCUUUCCAGCGUCUAGUGAGAGAAAUUGCCCAGGACUUCAAGACUGAUCUGCGCUUCCAGAGCUCCGCCGUCAUGGCUCUGCAGGAGUCCAGCGAAGCUUAUCUGGUUGGCCUGUUUGAGGACACCAACCUGUGCGCAAUCCACGCCAAGAGGGUCACAAUCAUGCCCAAAGACAUCCAACUGGCUCGCCGCAUUCAGGGAGUUGAUCACAUGACCAGUGUCUAAUAUGUUUAGGUGAACUCGGGUCAGUUUUUUUAUGAAAGUUCAUGAAACAUUCAUCCUUCUGACUAAUAACACUGCCAUUUUGUCUACUUUUUGUUUAUAGACAGAUUUAAUGACAAAAAUGUGAAUAAUUAAAAGGGUAGUUAGUUUUAAUGAUUUGUUUGCUCUAAAUAAAACUAAAAACACAAUACACUUUU